Molecule: messenger RNA, 3003 nt
Organism: Aspergillus campestris IBT 28561
Lineage: Eukaryota; Fungi; Ascomycota; Eurotiomycetes; Eurotiales; Aspergillaceae
Product: putative capsular associated protein
Exons: 7
Coding region: 1-3003 (1000 amino acids)
Source: RefSeq, a predicted model, not a curated record
AUGGUCACUCUCUUCUCCCAGGAGACAGGCCUUCGGGCUUCGUUGGGUGUAUUUAUACUGAGUUGUACAGUUCUCUCCACGAGUUAUAACACUACCUUUGCCUUUGAUCAUCCUGUCAAGACAGCUAUCCUUACAUGUUACCUUGCUGCGUUCACGCUCUUCAUCCUAAGCUUCUUCAUACCUACGGAAAUAAAAUCGUCUUCCCCGCAAAAGUACACGUCCAUACCUCUCACCGAACGCGACGAGUCCCUCGAGGAGGCAUCCUUGUCAUCCAACCUCAAUGGCGGCCAUUUUCCGUCGACGCGAAAAUUCAAUCGGAGACGGUGGGCGAAGGUUCUCUUGCUGUCGGCGGUGGGCUCUAUAAGGGUGGCGUUGUAUCGCGAAUUCACCAUCGAUGACGGGUGUACACCGGCCGGCUACACCUGGGCGAUCCCCUUCCUAGUCGCCCUAUACGACUACAUUCGCAACCAGCGUGCCCGACCGACUCCCAAAUGGACCGAACCCGACGGACCUUCGAAUGUGCUGCUCCGCAGCCUCAUCAACUUCGUCAGUCGCGUGCACUUUUACGUCUGUCAUACGCGCGUUCGAUAUCUGAUAUCGACUGUUCUCCUUCUGAUCGGGGGCAUGAUGACGAGUGAUUUCGAGAAAGGUCGGCAGUCAACCUUCAUCUGCCCCAUCACCUCAGGCCAUUAUCCGCGCCUCCGCAUGUUCAAAGUGCUCAGCACACUCCUCGACUGUGUGAUUUUGAUUGGCGCUGGCGAAUUGGCCCCCAAAGGCGGACGGUCGAGAGACGGUAGAGGGAGAAAACAAUCGUUGAUUUCGUGGGGGUUGGGCUUUCUUGGAGUCGCCUUGGUUUGGACGACCACUGAUAUUAUUGCCCAAAAGACGAGCUCGAUAUGGGAUGAUGGUGGCUUUGUCAGUUCUCACUUCCUGCGGAGCUCGGUCUGUCAAGGGCUCUUGGUGACUUUGGUGGUCGUGUCUGCAUCCCAGCUUAUUCCAUCCUACGGCGCAGUUGGGCUCGCCACGCUAGCCGGCUUUAUAUGUAUCUAUUUCACAUGGUCCUCGGCCUUGUUCAACGGACAGCAGCCCUUUCCGUUGAUUUUCCCUUCAUAUGCUCUGUUUUCGCUCCUAUCAGUCUUUCUGAGCGUCAUCGUGUUGUUGGCUGGCCGAACAGCCUGCGGUGAUGAGCCCGAACCGCUUCAUGCCUUCAACAUCGGUAUCCGGGCGUUCACCAUUUUUCUAUUCGGCAUUGGGCUGAUCUUAGCGACCCAUCAGCCCAGUGUUGCCCAUCUCCAUCCGAUCGAUCUGCUCAUCCACGACUCCCAGCAGCAGCACAGCGCGUGGUUGGCCCGAGCCAAUAUCAGUGAGAGCCUAACGGAAGCUGUCCGACGUUACCGGGACAAGUAUCAGCAGCAUCCACCACCGGGCUUCGACAAGUGGUAUGAAUAUGCGACCAGCAGGAAAUCAGUCGUGCUGGACGAGUUUGAUCAAAUCCACGAAAAUCUUCUGCCGUUCCGCGCUCUAUCGCCGCAGCAAAUCCGGGAAGAGACGCAGUUGUUGAACACGAAUCCAUGGAACAGCAUCGGCGGGCUUCUCAUCCGCAACGGCACCGUCCGCAUUCAGGAUGGCAUCAAGCCCACCCACGCGUGGAUGGUGGGUGGCGCCAUUGAGAUUAUCCAGAAGUUCGUCGAGCACCUCCCCGACAUGGACAUCGCUUUCAACCUGGACGAUGAGCCGCGAGUGGCGGUCCCAUGGGAGAAGAUGAGGGUGUUCAAGGGAGUGGCGCGGUCGCGGGAUCUUCUCGCGAACCAAGACCCAUCGCGCGAAUGGUCCGCAGACCGUAGCGAGACCUGGCCUCCUAUCGAGCCAGCCGAUCAAUCGACGGACACGAGGUUUGUGGAGAGCUCCUUCAAAAACAUCUUCGAUCGCUACGUCAGCGUCCUCUGCCCCCCGUCCUCGAAAGCGCGUUCGCAGCGGAUCUGGGACCGAACCAGCACAUGUCUCGGCUGCGUCCGGCCGCACUCGCUGGGGCAGUUUCCCUCCAACUGGGAGGUGGCCACCGACAUCUGCCACCAGCCGGACCUCGCGUUCCUGCACGGAUUCAUCCAGUCCCCGGCCUCUUUCAAGGUCUCGCAGGAACUGAUCCCCGUCUUCAGCCAAAGCGCCCUCCACGGCUUCAGCGACAUCCUGUACCCCAGCCCCUGGAACUACGUCGACAAAGCCGUCUACAGCCCAUCAGAUGAGUUCCCUGACGAGCCAUACGAAGACAAAGAAAACCGCCUCUUCUGGAUCGGCGCAACCUCCGAAGGCACCAGCGCCAUGGGCCAAUGGAAAGGCAAACCGCGCCAACGCCUCGCCCACCUCGUCAACAACAACACCCUCAGCAAAGUCGCCGUGCUCCUCCCCACCGAAAUCGGCGCCGAACCCCCCACAUACUCCUACCAAGUCCUCGACGGCCGCGCGCCCCUCGACAUCCUCGGCCUCGAAGCCACCGUGCAACUCUCCCAAGUCGACCACUGCUCGGACGGCGACUGCGAAGAGCAAGUCGACGAGUUCCACCCAUCAGGCCACAUCGACUUCCAAGGCCACUGGGCCUACCGAUUCCUCUUCGACGCCGACGGCGCCGGCUUCAGCGGCCGCUUCCUCCCCUUCCUCCUCAGCCACAGCCUGCCGUUCCGCACGGGCCUCUUCCGCCAGUGGUUCGACUCGCGCCUCACAGCCUGGAUGCACUUCGUCCCUGUCGACCUGCGUCUGCACGGCCUGUGGAGCACGCUCGCUUACUUCGCCGGCGCGGACAUCACACUCGACGAAGACGGCUCCGUCAAGCGCAAGCUGCUGAUGGAGCCGCAUAGCUCGCGCGGGCGCUGGAUUGCGGAGUCGGGCCGCGAGUGGGCGCAGCAGGUGCUGCGGAAGGAGGAUAUGGAGAUUUAUUUCUUUAGGUUGUUGUUGGAGUGGGGGCGGUUGACGGAUGAUCGGAGGGAUGAGUUGGGGUUUAAAUUAUAG